AUGGAGAUUGACUUGGCAGGAACCCAAGAGGAGGGAGACAUCGGUAGCACGGCUGUCGUCGAAAGGGAUUUCAUUGACGUCGCUAAAGAUUGGAAGAAGCUUUUCGUUGCGGUUUGCAACAUCACAACUGUCCUUCCAGUAACGGCUUUCACGACAUUUCUGCCCUUGAUAGUCCAGGGCAUGGGAUACUCUGGCAUCCAGGCAACUCUCAUGAGUGUUUCCCCAUUUGUAGUUGGCACUGUCGGUCUUCUUGUCAUCGUUUGGCUGAGUGACCAUUUCAAAGAACGGUCUAUGCAUACUGUCGGUGGCAUGUGUCUUGGUAUCAUCGGUUGCAUCGUCAUGGCCACCUCAACCAACACUCAGCUUCGAUACGGUUUCGCUCAUGUCUGCAUGGCAGGCGUUUUCGUUGGUGGUCCGCUGCUAGCAGUGUGGCUGGCCGGCAACACGCCGUGGAAAGGCACCAGAAGCGUCAUGAUGGGGAUCAAUGGAUGGUCCAACAUUGCCGGCGUCAUCGCGGGACAGAUUUUCAAGAGCAAGUACGCACCAAGAUAUGAGGUACCUCUGAUCAUAACGAUGGUCAUCAUGGCUUGCGGCAUUUGCGGUCUGGUGUUCCUGAAAUACGCGUACAAAACGGAGAACAGAAAGCGCGCAAUUGAGAUUGAAACGUGGGAUGAAACUCAAUUUGCAGCUGAAGCCAGAUCUGAGAUACGGAGAGGGGACCAAAGACGCACCUUCAUGUACGGAACGUAG
Molecule: messenger RNA, 750 nt
Organism: Colletotrichum chrysophilum
Lineage: Eukaryota; Fungi; Ascomycota; Sordariomycetes; Glomerellales; Glomerellaceae
Exons: 3
Coding region: 1-750 (249 amino acids)
Cellular component (GO): membrane
Molecular function (GO): transmembrane transporter activity
Source: RefSeq, a predicted model, not a curated record